AUGAGCCUGGUGCUGCGCAACGCCCAGCGCGCCGUGGCCGUGAGGAGGGCCCCGCUCCGCCGGGCCGUGUGCGCCCUGAGAGCCUCGCUGGGCGCUUCCCGCUUCCACCUGGCGCUUGUUUGCGCCGGGAACGGCUUGAUGAGGCGUCUGAACGGGAUUUACCGGCGUUGCCCGACGCCCACCGACGUGCUGGCCUUCCCGGCCCACCCGCUGCGGGCCGGGGAGCUGCCCAGGCCGCGCCCUGGGGAGGAGGAGGAGGACAACAACUUGGGGGAGAUAUUCCUGGGGGUGGAAUUCAUCCAGGAGCAGUGUAAAGAGAGCGGGGAGGAGCUGCACGGCGUCCUGGUGGUGAGAAGGAGGCCCUGGAGCCUGUGGAGGCCUCGGGGUUUUGGGGGUGGAGGGAAGGGGGAGGGCGGGGAGUUGUGGUCGGUGGGGCAGGGGGGUCUGUGGGUCCCUCAGGGGUCUGUUGGAAAUGGAAUGGAGCGUUGGUUUUAG
This is a messenger RNA of Chaetura pelagica (chimney swift), 495 nucleotides long. It is a transcript of the gene YBEY, whose product is annotated as ybeY metallopeptidase (putative). The record is from RefSeq and is a predicted model, not a curated record. Gene Ontology annotation, molecular function: metalloendopeptidase activity. Gene Ontology annotation, biological process: rRNA processing. Lineage: Eukaryota; Metazoa; Chordata; Aves; Apodiformes; Apodidae. The coding region runs from base 1 to 495 and encodes 164 amino acids. The transcript has a single exon.